AUGUCUUCUCUGGACACGUGCUCUGACAAUCAGACUGAAAGUGCGGGUGGCGCCUCCCACGAAGUCAUGCAGAUCGACCUAGAAGUAGAAGAGCCCAGUGACCUGCCGGCCACUCAGCUGGUCACGUGGCAGGUGGAAUACCCGGGGGAGAUCACGUCCGACUUGGGGGUGUCCAAGAUCUACGUGAGCCAGAAGGACCUGAUCGGGAUCAUCCCCCUGGCCAUGGAGGCAGAGAUCCUGAACACCGCCAUCCUCACGGGGAAGACGGUGGCGGUCCCGGUGAGGGUGGUCUCCGUGGAGGAGGACGGCUCGGUGACCGACCUGCUGGAGUCCGUGGAGUGCAGAUCGUCCGAUGAAGACGUGAUUAAGGUUUCCGACAGGUGCGACUACGUCUUCGUGAACGGGAAGGAAAUGAAAGGCAAGGUGAACGUGGUGGUCAACUUCACCUACCAGCACCUGAGCGGCGCCCUGGAGAUGACGGUGUGGGUGCCGCGGCUGCCGCUGCAGAUCGAGGUCUCGGACACCGAGCUCAAUCAGAUCAAGGGCUGGAGGGUGCCCAUCAUGUCCAGCAAAAGGCCGGCUGGGGACAGUGAGGAAGAGGAGGACGAGGAGAGGAGGGGCCGCGGCUGCACGCUGCAGUACCAGCACGCCAUGGUGCGGGUCUUGACGCAGUUUGUGGCAGAGGCGGCCGACGCCGGGGCCCACCAGGCCCACCUGCUGGGCUCGGACUGGCAAGUGGACAUCACGGAGCUGACCGGCGACUUCAUGCAGGUGGAGGAGCCCAGGAUAGCCACGCUGCAAGGCGGGCAGGUCCUGAUUGGGCAGGAGCUGGGGAUGACCACCAUCCAGAUCCUGUCUCCGCUGUCGGACGCCAUCCUGGCCGAAAAGACCAUAACUGUGCUGGAUGAGAAGGUGACCAUCACAGACCUCGGGGUCCAGCUGGUGACGGGGCUGUCGCUCUCCUUGCAGCUCAGCCCGGGGAGCAACAGAGCCAUCUUUGCCACUGCGGUGGCUCAGGAACUUCUGCAGAAGCCCAAGCAGGAAGCCGCCAUCAGUUGCUGGGUGCAGUUCAGUGACGGCUCAGUCACGCCCUUGGAUAUUUACGACGGGAAAGACUUCUCCUUGAUGGCCACGUCCUUGGACGAGAAGGUGGUCUCCAUCCACCAAGACCCCAAAUUCAAGUGGCCUAUAAUCGCCGCUGGGACGGAAGGCCAGGGUGCCCUGGUAAAGGUCGAGAUGGUUAUCAGCGAGUCCUGCCAGAAAUCCAAGCGGAAGAGCGUGUUGGCUGUCGGGACGGCAAACAUCAAAGUGAAAUUUGGCCAGAACAAUGCCAACCCCAACGCCAGCGACAGCAGACACCCUGGGGCAGGUGUUCACCUGGAAAAUGACGUCAGUGAGCCAAGGCCCAAAAAGACCUGGCAGGAAUGGGAAAGCCCGGAAGGAAGGUUCUACAGCAGUUCUUCCGUGGGACUCAUGGAAGGGAGGGGCACCGCCACAGAGAGGUCGACCUUGCGGAGGAAGGACCAGGGAGGUUUCUUGGAUGGUGACAGCCACCUGCAGACCCUCCCCGUCGACCUCACCAGCUUCCCAGCCCAGGUGGACCUCCCCAGAGGCCACGGGGAGAUGGACGAGAACGACCUCAUGCAGGCGUCCAAGGGGCUGAGUGACCUGGAAAUCGGGAUGUAUGCUUUGUUGGGUGUCUUCUGCCUGGCCAUUUUGGUCUUCUUAAUAAACUGCGUGACCUUCGCGUUAAAGUACAGGCACAAACAGGUUCCCUUCGAAGAACAAGAAGGGAUGAGUCACUCCCAUGACUGGGUUGGGCUGAGCAACCGGACAGAGCUGUUGGAGAAUCACGUGAACUUCGCGUCUUCCCAAGAGGAGCGGAUCACUGCCUUUGACCGGGGCAUGGACUUCGAGGAGAGCAAGCACCUCCUCAGCACGAACUCCCAAAAGACCAUCAACGGGCAACUGUUCAAACCUUUAGGACCCACAAUCACAGACGGGAAAGAUCCGAAAAGUGAGCCCCCAACAUCCCCUACCUCAAAAAGAAAAAGGGUGAAGUUCACCACCUUCACCGCUAUCUCCUCGGAUGACACGUGCCCCGCCAGGGACUCCGUGGCGAUGGGCAGCGAGGACGACAUUAAGUGGGUCUGCCAGGACCUGGACCCCGGGGACUGCACGGAGCUGCACAGCUACAUGGAGAGGCUACACGAAAACGUGUAAGCCAGGCACACACGUGCACCUGCUCUCACUCACCUUUCAGCCUUUAAUUCCAGGAUGUGUAGCAACGGUGCGCCAGGGAGAGAGAUGGAAUGACAGGGCAAGAUAGGGUGAC
Messenger RNA from Propithecus coquereli (Coquerel's sifaka), 2335 nucleotides. RefSeq names its product transmembrane protein 132D (gene TMEM132D). NCBI's taxonomy places the organism in Eukaryota, Metazoa, Chordata, Mammalia, Primates, Indriidae. The record is from RefSeq and is a predicted model, not a curated record. The transcript has 7 exons. The coding region runs from base 1 to 2223 and encodes 740 amino acids.